AUUAGUAUUAUUUUCUCGGUCGUAAUACAUACAAAUAGUAAUUGUAAAUUUUUUUCCGAGCGUGUUCAGAGAUUUUCGCGCUUAAAUUUCAAGUGUUAGCGAUAUCAAUACAUAAAACGAUUUCGGAACGCACACAAAUUUCGAAGCGGUACACUGCUCUGUGAGAAUUCGUAGGAUAUGUUUUCACGUUCAUAUCGGAGACGGCCGAAACCCAUGCGCCAGAGACCCAUCACUAAUAACGGGUUUUUGAACUAUUUGCGCGAAUUCGUAAAGCUUAACAGUGGAAUGGAUGUGCUGGAGGCGACUAAGUCCGGUGCCAGAUGCUGGAAGAAACUGAGCCAUACCGAAAUGGAAUCAUUCAGGCAGAUGGAAAGGUCGAGCGACGAUGUCGAUAAUCACAGUAUCUGCGAUUCCUCUGCUCCGGAGUUGGGAUCUUCCACAACAAAUGAGUCUGAGUCUCUAAGUAAAACCGACCUAAGGGCAAUGGACAUUUGCUGUCCAAAAAAACCAUCUCCACCCCCAUGCUGUCCACCGAAGAAGAAAAAGAAGAAGCCGAGCUGCCCAGAGCCGCCGCCAUGCUGUCCACCACCGAAGCGCAAGCCGAGAUGCCCCAAGCCCAAGCCCAGAUGCCCCAAGCCAAAGCCAAAAUGCAAGCCCAAGAAGAGGGCCUGCCCCAAAAAGAAGAAGCCUGCAUGCGGCAAGCGCAAGAAGUGCAGUAAGCCGGGCCCAGUCAUGAACAAUGGCUAUCUGAACUUUAUACGCGCUUAUCGCAAGAAACACUGUGGCCUCAAGCCCAAAGAACUGAUAAUGAAGGCGGCGCGUGCUUGGUGCCGUCUCUCCGAGGAGAAGAAGAAUAGAUACAGACGCAUGGCCUGUAAGGUAACCACGAGCUGUCGUCACAAGCGCCGUAGGGUGUGCACGGGCCGUUAAUUGGAAAUUGCCCAACACUGUCCACUUCCAAUGCCAAGGAUGCUUAGCAUUGUGUAUUGCUUUAAAGUCACAUAAUUCCAUGGUCCGAGACCGGCCUUCAAUCAAUUUAAAGCGUCAUCAGUCUAGCAAUACAUCAGUUCCACCAACAAAACACCCUUCAGCUGUUCGCCAAAAUUCUGCAACUUUCUGAGUGCUGUUCUAAGAAAUUAACGCCAGCCAGCCAACCUCCUCAAGCACAAAACAAAGUCUCGGCUCAACGUAAAAAUAAAUUGUAUGCCUGCUCUCAUGUAGUGUGUAGUACCGUCUUCCAAUCUAAAAGUAAUUGUCUUCACAUAGUGUAAUAGUAAUAAUAAAAUUUCUGUAAAUUCCUUAUGGUCCAAAUGCAAAUAGAAAUCGAAUCUA
Messenger RNA from Scaptodrosophila lebanonensis, 1332 nucleotides. RefSeq names its product protamine-like protein 99C. The coding region runs from base 178 to 930 and encodes 250 amino acids. The transcript is spliced from 3 exons. Lineage: Eukaryota; Metazoa; Arthropoda; Insecta; Diptera; Drosophilidae. The record is from RefSeq and is a predicted model, not a curated record. Gene Ontology annotation, biological process: sperm DNA condensation; spermatogenesis.